AUGUGUGUCUUGGCUUUCCUGGAAUGCAGGGGAGAUCAGAGCGGCUCUAGUCAGCGGCUGCUCACACCAAGUCCUGGGAUGGCAAGCUCUGGUCACUUGGAGACAGUUGUGUCCUGUCCCAGGCAGACGGCAAGGAAUGGAACCUCCGCCACGACCUGCAAUGGAGCUACCCCGAAGGCACUGGCCUUUUCCAUCGAAAGGAUCAUGGCCAAAACCUCAGAACCAAGGAACCAUACUGAACAAAGACAAAGCUUGGAGAAAGCCGAAGGCAAAAAGGUCGGGAAAUUGUGUUCUCCUGUCCCGUGUAUGCUUCCUAUCCAACCAUUCCCUUAUGACUUGCAAGCUAAAGCUCUCUUGAACUAUUCUGAGGUAUGGAAGACUAAUCUGAGGGGGUCACUUUGUACUUCUGCGGCAAUGUGUAAAUCAAACUGUGGGAUGUGCUGUAAAACUGACUUAACUUUAGGCCCUUCUAUGAUGACUGCGAACAGACUGAUAAAACCCCAAGUCAUAAACCAAACAGUCGCUAUGCCUGCCAACGGUUCCCUUUAUUAUUUCAACUAUCUGGACACUACCUACCAUCCUUCAGAGUUGCUUCGUGGACAUCACAUCUUCCCAUCUCAAAUCCUCGGUUCUCAGCCCCCAGCCUCGCUUUCUGCUCACCAGAAACUUCUUUUGUUGGAGAAUGCUAAAUUUGCUAGCUUGGCCGCAGAGAAAUAUCCAACGCCACAAUUUCCUCACAAAGAACGGAUCCCAGGACAGCUGGACCAAGUGAUCAAAGAAAACAACAGCUUUCCAGUCGAAAAGAAUGUAAUUAAAAAUCAUCAAAAACUGAGCAACACCUCAAACGACGGCAAACCCAAAAACUUUACCUGUGAAGUGUGUGGAAAGGUUUUUAACGCACAUUAUAACUUAACACGCCACAUGCCAGUUCACACUGGGGCCAGACCGUUUGUGUGCAAGGUCUGUGGGAAAGGUUUUCGACAGGCCAGUACCCUGUGCAGACAUAAAAUAAUCCAUACACAGGAGAAACCUCAUAAAUGCAAUCAGUGCGGAAAAGCUUUCAACCGAAGCUCCACUCUAAACACUCACAUUCGGAUCCACGCUGGUUACAAACCCUUUGUUUGCGAGUUCUGUGGGAAAGGAUUUCACCAAAAAGGAAACUACAAGAAUCACAAACUGACUCACAGCGGAGAAAAACAGUUUAAAUGUAAUAUCUGCAACAAAGCAUUCCAUCAGGUGUAUAAUUUAACGUUUCAUAUGCAUACUCACAACGACAAAAAGCCUUUCACUUGCGGCGCUUGUGGGAAAGGAUUUUGCAGGAACUUUGAUUUGAAGAAGCAUAUAAGGAAAUUACACGACGGUAAUUCCGCCACAGCCCCAGCGAACGAACGUUCAAGGGUGGGGCAAAGUUAG
Messenger RNA from Rhincodon typus (whale shark), 1413 nucleotides. It is a transcript of the gene fezf2, whose product is annotated as FEZ family zinc finger 2. The transcript has 4 exons. NCBI's taxonomy places the organism in Eukaryota, Metazoa, Chordata, Chondrichthyes, Orectolobiformes, Rhincodontidae. The record is from RefSeq and is a predicted model, not a curated record. Gene Ontology annotation, cellular component: nucleus. Bases 1 to 1413 code for a protein of 470 amino acids.